Molecule: messenger RNA, 969 nt
Organism: Pestalotiopsis fici W106-1
Lineage: Eukaryota; Fungi; Ascomycota; Sordariomycetes; Amphisphaeriales; Sporocadaceae
Exons: 1
Coding region: 1-969 (322 amino acids)
Biological process (GO): protein deubiquitination
Molecular function (GO): cysteine-type deubiquitinase activity
Source: RefSeq, a predicted model, not a curated record
AUGGACUCGGGGUCGGAAACUCUCGAGGCCAUGCAGGCGCGCCACCGAAAGGAGCAACGAGACCUCCAAUCGCGAAUCACCAACAAAAAGAAGAACGCGACCAAGAAGACACGAAAAGGCGUCAAUGACGAGUGCGCCGAGCUCGAAAGGGUGCUCCGAGAGCAGCAGGGCGAGGAAUUGGCUGUACUGAAUGGGGACAAGAGGCAAGAAGUCGAUGACCGGGAGGAACUAGAUCAAGAGGAAGCUACCCAACAGGCGGCCACAAACCCCGAGACCAAUGGCACUACUGCUGUCCAGGACGAAGGACGGGAUGGCCUGGCGGACGAAUUGGAGAAUAUAUCGAUAUCGAACGGAGCACAGACACAAGGAGGUGGUCCUGGAAAGAAGCGCAAUCGGCAACAAGAACGUAUGGCCCGACGUCGCGCGGAGCAAGAGGCCGCGGCUGUUGCGGCUGAAGAGGAGGCGAGCAACAUGACGGACCACCGCGCGGUCGAGAAGAAGUACCUGCUGCGGGAGUUUGAAGCCAAUGGCCUGGUAGAAGAGGAGAUACGGCCCGACGGGCACUGCCUGUUCUCUGCCGUGGCAGACCAGCUUUCGCAAAAGGGAAUGGCGCUGGGCAGCAGCGGCGCCAGCAACGCGGACGGCCAGCCACCGUACAAGACGGUCAGGCGCAGGGCAACAGACUACAUGGAAGAUCACCGGGAUGAUUUUGCGCCUUUCCUGGAGGAGGACUUUGAGCAAUACGUGCGCAAGAUCAGGGACACGGCCGAGUGGGGUGGGCAGCUGGAGCUCAAGGCGCUGGCCGACGCAUAUGGCGUCGAGAUCAAGGUUGUGCAAGAUGGCCGGACGGAAACGAUUGAGCCGGGUACCGGCGCCGCGCCGGGAGAGACGCCGCGGAUAUGGUUGGCAUAUUACAGGCAUGGAUACGGUCUAGGAGAGCACUACAAUUCGUUGCGGAAAGCGAGCUAA